CGAGGAGAGGGUUCUCAUCCAGUGGGACGAGCCCGUUUCCCCAAAUAGAGAGAUAAGGAGUGGGAGGGAAGUCACAGGGGUAACACCGAAGAGGGGCGAUUGGCAGAUUCCACGGAAGCGAGUGUUCGACAACACUCGCUGCGUGCUCUGCGAAGUCGCUUUUGUGGAAGGAGAGGAGGGGGAGGAGGAAGGGAAGGAGAGGGCGUCGGUGCCCUGUCUCGAGGCGGUGGGAAUCAGCGGCCGCGCUAUAUUGUGGGCACGAGGGGCCCGCUGUUGCUGUUUCAUGGCCGGCUGGACUCUUGAGCUGUGAGGUGGUGGUCCUAUUUUUAUACGUUUCCUGCCCAGCGAAGCUGCUCCCCUCGUCAAGUUCAUAGGCCACUUCGCCAUCCCGACAGACCCCUUUCUCUCCUCUUCGUUGCUUUUCAGUAUCCGGUCCGGCGCUGUCUUCUUGGCGCUCUUGCGGAGCCUCCAGAAGGCAGUCUGUUUAAGCAGCAGCGAUGGCGGACGGCGAGGAUGUCCAGGCCCUCGUCUGCGACAAUGGCUCAGGUAUGGUGAAAGCCGGUAUUGCGGGCGAUGAUGCUCCGCGCGCUGUCUUCCCCAGCAUUGUCGGCCGCCCGCGUCACACCGGUAUCAUGGUGGGUAUGGGUCAAAAGGACGCCUACGUUGGCGACGAAGCGCAGUCCAAGAGAGGUAUUCUCACGCUGAAGUAUCCCAUUGAGCACGGCAUCGUCACGACAUGGGACGAUAUGGAGAAGAUUUGGCAUCAUACCUUCUACAACGAAUUGCGUGUUUCGCCCGAAGAACAUCCAGUCUUGUUGACCGAGGCGCCUCUCAAUCCUAAGACCAACAGAGAGCGAAUGACUCAAAUUAUGUUCGAGACGUUCAACGUGCCUGCCAUGUACGUGGCUAUUCAGGCCGUGUUGUCACUGUAUGCCAGUGGACGAACGACGGGUAUUGUGCUCGACUCUGGCGAUGGUGUUACUCACACCGUGCCUAUCUACGAAGGGUUCGCACUUCCUCAUGCCAUCUUGCGACUGAAUCUCGCCGGUCGUGAUCUGACUGACUACAUGAUGAAGAUUUUGACGGAGAGAGGGCACUCUUUCACGACGUCCGCGGAGCGGGAAAUCGUCAGAGAUAUCAAGGAGAAGCUUGCGUACGUGGCAUUGGACUUCGACCAAGAAACGGAGACGGCAGGAGGAAGCUCCGCUCUGGAGAAGACGUACGAGUUGCCCGACGGGAACGUCAUCACCAUUGGCGCGGAGAGGUACAGGUGCCCCGAAGUGUUGUUCAACCCGUCGUUGAUCGGGAUGGAAUCCAAUGGUAUUCACGACACCACCUAUAACUCCAUCAUGAAGUGCGAUGUGGAUAUCCGAAAGGACCUGUACGCGAACAUUGUGCUCAGCGGUGGGUCGACUAUGUUCCCUGGUAUCGCCGACAGAAUGAGUAAGGAGAUUACGGCUGCUGCUCCUGCCGCCGUGAAGAUCAAGGUCGUGGCACCUCCGGAGAGAAAGUACAGUGUCUGGAUUGGAGGGUCGAUUCUUGCCUCCCUCAGCACCUUCCAGCAGAUGUGGAUUUCGAAGCAGGAGUUUGAGGAGUCGGGCCCGCCCAUUGUGCACAGGAAAUGCUUCUAAAUGCUCUCGAGGAAAUGUCGAGGAAGAAGAAGAGGACAGGUGGAGGCGAGGAAAAGCAGAGGUACGGAGUAUAGCUGUAUGUAUGUCCCCGCCGCCAAUUACAAGAGCAAGAAGAGAGUUGAGUCGGUUCACCGUAUUGUUGUCCGGCGGUGAUAUCGAUUCAUUUCGCCCGCCUUGGCGUUCGGUGUUUUUUUUUGUGGUGUCUUCUUCGCGGAGCUUCUGAAAGUCUCUGAGUUGAGCGCCGCUGUAAAUCGUUUUAAUGUUAUGCGCGGGGAGUUGGUUUCGUUGUCACCGGCGGAGGAGGAGGGAGGUGCUUUUUAAGGAACAACAUUCGGCACGCGGUGGUCAGCGACGUUGUGACGAGGUUGGGUAUAUAAUAUCCAGGAAAGGCGGCGAAGUCAGCAAGCGGAGUGGUGUUUUUGGAAGCACAGCUGCAGCAGCCUUCAGGGAGGCGGCGGGGGUGUCCUGUGUUCUGGCGACGGCAUUUGGUUUCCUGUGUGGAAGAGAGAGAGACAUUGGGCGAGCCUCGGAUUUGCAAGAGGUGUUGGUUUUUUAUUUUGUUCUUUCGAAACUUUUGGAGCGUGCGAUGGAUGAAUGAACCGCUAGUUUUGAUGUCUAUCCAUUCACUUGUGAUUCGUUUGUUUAUUUCACUCGGCCGUUUUGGGAGUGCCAAAUUCUGAGACGCCUCUAGGAUCUCCUGCCCUCUCUGGGAUUGCAGCAGCUUCUCCCUCAGAAAUUGUGUCGUUCGGUUUCUCUUUUUCUGUCGGUCGUUCGGUUUCUCGCCGCCCUCAUUGUCACAAUUGCUGGUAGCAAUAGUUUGUUCUGGUCUUUCCAUGUUGUCUUCUAUCGUUGGUGGUCUCCAUAGUAAGCUGUGUGGGAGUCCUGCACUGAAUAAAUAAUGAUCUUUCUUAGCCGUAGGUCUCUUUGGGCGAAGUAAUCGGAUAUGUUGGUUGACGCUUUAUUACAAUAAGCGAGUGAGAAAAAUGCUAAUGUCUCCAAGUUCUUUGUUCCUCUUGUCUCUCUCUCCCUCUCUCUCUUUCUAUUUCUCUUUGUCUCGUCCUUGGUUCUCCCUGCUUUGCUGCGAUUGCUGUAUCAGCAAGCACGCUGGCCGGCGUCUGGAGAUCGCCCCUGCUGUGAUUAAACUCCCUCUCUCCUGAUGAGAUGGUGGUUUUUAUACGCAGGCAGCAGGCCUUCCUCUUUAUGUAAUGCUUUGACGGUGCACUUUCGGAGGAAAGCGUGUCGUUUUAACUAUAUAUAUACAUACAUACAUAUAGUACGACGAACCAAAUGGAGGUGCAGCAGUUUGCUUGGUUCUUCUUGAUAGCUCUUUUUGUGAGCUUUCUGGAGGUUAUGCGUGUAAUUAAAUUGAGUUGUCGUGGAGGAGGGUCGGUGGCAGUGAGUUGGUGGCGGCCGUUCGAUGUGCGCGGUAGUGCUGAGAUGAUGUGCAGAACUGUCUGGAGGGGAUGUGAGCGUUGCGAGGAAAGAGAGGGAGGGGGGAAUUGGUGAACCUCUAGAGGUGACGGCUCGGCGAGCAGCAGCUUUGAAAAGGGAGGAGGAUAUCGGGAUAGAUGAUGCGGGCGAGAGGCGAGAGGCGAGAGAAGAGAAUGGUGAUUGACGUUAAAGGAUGUCCACUUUAUCAUCUUCGUUGUCUACGUGGCGGGAGUUGUAAGGGCUAGUUGGUCUGGCUUAGGACUGGUGGCUCGUCGUAAACGUUGUAGAAUCUGGCCUCCCGUUCGUUUGUUGGGGAGAGGAGUGGCUAGGUUGGUUGGAUACAGUGGGUCCGUUGCUGGGAAAGGAGUGCCCAGGUUGGUGGGAGAGUGGGUGGGUGAUGCGGCAGGGUAAAUUUCAAUGAGGUUGCGUUUGACGAUAGACCGUGGGACAGAGUUCCAUUGCUUGGACAGUGGGUGGGACAGUGGUCCGUUGCUGGGAGAGGACUGCCUCAGCGCCAUGUUCUGCUUGUUGAAGGGUGUAGUAGUCUUUUUUCAGGGGCCUAUGUGACUUGCUAAAGCCCGCCGAUUGGGCAUUAAUACGUGGAGUCGUCUAGCUGUUUGGACGUAGGGUAACAUUAUUUUUGUGUUUCAUGAUAUAAGUAAAUGCGUGGAUUGACAUAGUCGGUCGGACGAAACUGAGUGUGUGGAAAGGUGGGGACAACGCAGAUGUUUCCUUGCUAUUUUGGUU
Molecule: messenger RNA, 3809 nt
Organism: Chara braunii
Lineage: Eukaryota; Viridiplantae; Streptophyta; Charophyceae; Charales; Characeae
Source: the annotation of a GenBank genome assembly